Zeugodacus cucurbitae (melon fly) is the source of this 2418-nucleotide messenger RNA. It is a transcript of the gene TM9SF4, whose product is annotated as transmembrane 9 superfamily member 4. The record is from RefSeq and is a predicted model, not a curated record. Gene Ontology annotation, biological process: protein localization to membrane. Bases 100 to 2001 code for a protein of 633 amino acids. The transcript is spliced from 11 exons. NCBI's taxonomy places the organism in Eukaryota, Metazoa, Arthropoda, Insecta, Diptera, Tephritidae. Gene Ontology annotation, cellular component: membrane.
GUGAACAAAAUUUUAUAUAGUUAGGAUUGGUUAGCAAGUGAUUAAAUUUUUGUAUUCCAUUGUAAAAAAGCUUCGCGAAUAUAUAUAUUCAAAGCGGAGAUGAGGGUAUUUAUUUACUAUAAAUAUCAAUUCUUUUUUGUGCGAUUCUUGUUGAUUCUGGUGUCGUUAUCUUUUGGAGAAUGUUUUUACGUACCGGGUGUUGCGCCCGUCGAAUUUUCAGUGGGUCAAAAAAUCGAUGUUAAAGCUGUAAAAAUGACAAGUAGUCGGACCCAAUUGCCUUACCAGUAUUACUCACUUCAAUUCUGUUUGCCUAAAAAUGGUACCUUAAUAUAUAAAUCAGAAAAUUUGGGUGAAGUUCUUCGUGGUGACCGUAUUGUAAAUACACCUUAUGAGGUCCUUAUGGGUGAAAACAUUAAUUGUAAGUUACUAUGUCACAAAGAGAAUCAACCUAUGAAUUGGAACCAAGAUCAAUCAGCCAUUGUUGCCGAAAGGAUACGUCACGAGUAUUUCGUACAUUUAUUGGUUGAUAACUUGCCUGUAGCUACUAGAAUCUCAAAUAUUAAUAAUCCAAAUGAAAUAACCUACGAACAUGGAUAUCGUUUGGGACAAGUUGACGGUGAUAAUAUAUACAUCAACAAUCACCUAAAAUUUAUUAUAUCAUACCAUAUGCACACAAAGAACAAAUACCGAGUAGUUGGUUUUGAAGUAGAGACCGCUUCAGUCAAUUAUAAAGACAUAAAAUUCGAAGGAGAUUCUUGUAAUUUUCCGGACAAUGCAAGACCACAAUCGGUAAAUCCGAAUUCAAAGACGAAACUGUAUUUUACUUAUUCUGUUGAAUGGAAGGAAUCCAAAGUUAGCUGGGCUUCUAGAUGGGACAUAUAUCUUGGAAUGAAGGACGUUCAAAUACAUUGGUUCAGCAUUAUAAACUCGCUCGUGGUCGUAUUUUUCCUUUCAGGUAUAUUAACUAUGAUUAUGAUACGGACUCUUCGUCGAGACAUCGCUCGUUACAACACAGAUGACAACAUUGAGGACACACUGGAAGAAACGGGAUGGAAGUUAGUGCACGGAGAUGUCUUUCGUCCCCCUAAAAAUACACGUUUGUUUUCAGCUGUUAUUGGAAGCGGAAUACAGAUAUUUUUCAUGGCGUUAAUUACAAUAUUUUUCGCUAUGCUUGGUAUGCUUUCACCGUCCUCCCGAGGAGCUUUAAUGACUUCAGGCAUUUUUAUGUACGUUUUCAUGGGAACAAUUGCUGGAUACUUUGCCGCACGUCUUUAUAAAACUAUGAAGGGACGAGAGUGGAAACGUUCGGCCUUCUUAACAGCUACUUUAUAUCCUGGAAUAGUUUUUGGAACCGGGUUUAUACUAAAUUUCUUUAUAUGGGAUAAACAUUCAAGUGGCGCUGUCCCAUUCACUACAAUGAUUUCGUUGCUGCUCUUGUGGUUUGGCAUAUCGGUUCCUUUAGUUUAUUUAGGCUAUUACUUUGGCUAUCGAAAACAACCAUAUCAGCAUCCUGUCCGAACCAAUAUGAUACCGAGACAAGUUCCCACACAGCACUGGUACAUGAAUGUUGUGCUUAGCACGUUAAUGGCUGGAAUUUUGCCUUUCGGAGCGGUUUUCAUCGAAUUGUUUUUCGUUUUCACUGCUAUAUGGCAAAACCAAUUCUAUUACUUGUUCGGCUUUCUAUUUCUUGUAUUUUGUAUCUUAGUCGUGAGCUGUGGUCAAAUAUCAAUUGUUAUGACAUAUUUCCAACUGUGUGGAGAGGAUUACCGUUGGUGGUGGCGUAGUUUUAUCGUUUCUGGUGGUUCAGCUGUUUAUGUGUUAUUUUACAGCAUUUUCUACUUUUUUACCAAACUGGAAAUCACCGAAUUUAUUCCUACGCUCUUAUACUUAAGUUACACAGGAAUUAUGGUACUAACAUUUUGGCUACUGACCGGAACAAUUGGAUUUUUUUCUGCUUAUAGCUUUAUCCGAAAAAUUUACGGCGCAGUUAAAAUCGAUUGAUUUUUUACCGUUUAUUUAAUGUAAAAAAACCUUAUUUUUGAUUUGUAGCUCUAACUUCAGGAUAACAUAUUAUAUGUUGUCGCUUUGAAUAACAUAAAAAUGAUAAUUUAAUUUAUAACUAUUAGUGUAUAUUUAAAUUUAGUUGACUACUACGCUAGAACUUGAUAAAUUAUAUCAUUCUUAGAUUUAUAAUAAUAAGCAGUAAUGCAAAGGAAAUGCUGGAUUUCAUUUAAUCACAACUGUUUAUUUCCAUAUCUGUAUGUAUAAUAACUAAGUCAAAUCGUGUUUUAGGCACCUAUGCUCAAUAAAGUAUACUUUUGGCAUUGUGAUAUUGAGCAUAAUUGACUACAUAAAAUAUACAUGUAAAAUAUAAAAUGACCGAAAUUAAAAGUGAGAAUGGAAUUUCCUAAAUUAAAA